UAAAGCCGAGUUUACACCGACCGCGCUCUUAGGAUGUGACGUCAACGAAAUCAACAAGUCGGGGAAACUUUAAUCAGUGUCAACUUCGAUUCUUCAACGGGAAGGUUCGGCUCGUCGUUCCCUGAAAUAUGCGCUCGUUUAGUUUCGUUUAAAGCGGCGUUUGUAUUCCCAUCGACAUGGUUGUUUCGGGAAAUGAUAGUAUUGAGUUUGUUGUUUGUGAAAAGGCGUUUUUAUGCUUGAAACAACGGCAAAGACGUGUUGAAAGUUUAUACAAUGUGUCCGUAACGAGCGACGGCCUCGAAGGGGAAUUGAGAUGGGUAAAAGUGAACGGAGAGGAGAAACAACGCAUGAAAGCCAAGGAAUAUAUAACAUCAAUGGGCAAUCCAGAAUACGAGAAGGUACUUGACAUUGGCCAGCUAAGCUUGCAGUCACAGCAAGCAAAUUUGAGAGAUGUAGUGUUUGUAUUAGAACAAGAAUGCUCAGCGAGUAUUGAGCUUAUUGACAAGAAGUCUGUUCGCGUUUCUGGUGGUAAGAAUGCCUUGGCAAAAGCGGAAUUGUAUUUGAACAAUUUACUGUCGAAUAUAGAAAAUGCAGAGCUGGAAUUACCUUUAAAAGAACUCGGCACGAGAGCUCUAGUUCGCGAGAAACAUCGGUGAGCGACGAUUUUGUGACAAUGGAUCCAGUGGAUGAUUUGAUUUUAAGUCUUGGAGAUGUUGGCAAUGAUGAAAUGAUAGAUACCGAUGCUUCUGUUAUCAAGGAGAACAUCAAUCCAAUGGUACAAGAAACAUCGGAGGAUUUCGCCGCGAAACUGGGCUACAGUAAGGAUUUGUAUGCGCAAGCUGUGAAGAAAGUAGGCAAAGAAGCUGGCCGCAACGAGUUGUUAAAUGAACUGGUAAAACUGAAAAAUUCUCGUAAGGAAUUGAACGAAGAAAUUCCAAAGGAACGGGUUGAUCGAAGACGAAGUUCGAUUUCAACAAUACCCGUUUCUAGACAGCUUCGACCGAUUAUUGUUGAUGGAUCGAAUGUGGCCAUGAGCCAUGGUAAGCAAAAGUUUUUCUCCUGUAAGGGCAUUCAGAUAGCUGUGGAUUGGUUCAUUUUGCGUGGUCACAAAUCCAUAUAUGUGGUCACGAGAUGGAGAAAAGAAUCUCCAUCAGAGAGCAACCUGAUUUCUGGUCAGGAAGUGUUGAAGAUCCUUGAAGGUGCUGUGAGCAUGAUUUAUACCCCUUCAAGAACAGUGAAGCAGAAGCGCAUUGCUUGUUAUGAUGAUCGUUACAUCCUACAGAUUGCUUGUGAAAGAGAUGGAGUGGUUGUUUCAAAUGACAACUUUCGAGAUUUAUACCUGGAAGAUCGACCUGAAUGGAAGAAGAUCAUUGAGGAACGGGUGUUGAUGUAUUCAUUUGUGGAUGACAUGUUUAUGCCACCAGAUGAUCCUCAUGGUAGAAAUGGUCCUCAUAUUGAUGAGCUUUUAUCUUUUGGUGGCUCAACAAAAACAAAGGUGUGCCAUUACGGACGGCAUUGCACAUAUGGGCGGAAUUGUAAGUAUGCUCAUCCAGAGAGAGAUGAAGGUAUCCUUCGAGACACACCAUCAAUUGUUCCCCGUCCAUAUUCAGAACCUGUACCUCAUACAGAUGAUGACUUUCUAAGCGAAAAUUUUAAGCGCCUGAGCAUGCCAGACAUCAACCCAAAUCAACCACCGCCAAUUAUAACUCGCUCCAGACAUAUUGCUCAAAUGGCUCCAGCGCUUCCGAUGAGGGGACCCAGGCAACAUGCACCACCACUUCCGCCAAGAACAACAAUCCACGGGGGGAUUCAUGUAACUGAAAAUCCUUACGCACCAUUGCCAAUAAGUAUGGAACAACAACAAAUGAUGUACUUGGCACGUUCACAACAGCCCUGUCUUCCUCCAAGAAGAAAUCAAAAUUAUGAUGCAUUGCCAUUUCCGUGUCAAAUGGUAUCUAUCCCACCACAUGCACAGCAUCACCAGUACUAUAAUUUGCCUCCACAGCCAGGGGCUUACAUUGCAAAUACUAAUCGAAAUCUUCGUAGGGGUGGACCCUACGACAACCUACCUCCAGAUGGCCAAAUGCCAGUGUACCCGCCUAGAAACCAUGCUAUAUAUCAGCAACGUUUUUACAAAUCAAGAGCACCACCUGUUGAUGAAAGUGAGGAAGAUACUCCUCCCCUCCCAGAAAGAAAGCAAGGUUGCUACCAUAAACAUAUGUAUGAACCAGAAAUUUUGAGAAGUCUUCCAAAGGCUGUCCAGUACCAAAACAACGGAACAGAAUCCAUAAUGCACACAAUGGUCAAUGUUGCUCAGGGUUAGAGCAUAUGAUUGGUUAAAAAUAUAUUUAAAAUUGGGUAUUAAAGAGGUAUUUAUAUGUAUAUUGUUCAUUGUGCCAGCUGUUGUACCAAUUAUAAAUAUUCCAAAGAUAAAAAAAAUGAAAUGUGAAAAAAAGCAUUUUUGAUGUGGUUUCUUAGUGGAAAAAUUGCAAGUGGAAUUUAUGCAUUGUUUAAUUUGGAAUAUUUAUGAUUAAUGGCAUCAUGAUGAAAGCAGGAUGCAUUGCUUCGGAUUAUAUUUUCAUCAUCUUAGUGCAAUAUUUUUAUUGUCAGAUGUUUAGUAAGUUUUUACAAAUUGCUUUUAAAUUCUGUGCAAGCCUUCCAUGAAUCUUGCAACAUGAGAAAGGGAUGUUCCGAGUACAUAAUAUGAACUGAUAGAUUUAUGGUAAAUCUCGAAAUAUUUCAAAAUUUUAUCUGUUUAGUUAAUGACCAAUUACAGGCAUAUCAAUCACCAAAUUAUCAUUUACAAUAGGAUUACUUCAAAUACUUUUUGAAAAAAGAACUGUUUCCUAUUUAAUCAUGGAUAGGAUAUCAAAAUUAUGCGAAGAAUGUUGCUUUUGGUUAAGGAUUAUAUUUAGGGCAAGAAUACACGCAAUGAAUUUAAUUUACGUUAACUUCAACAAUCCCUUUUUCAUGGUGGCAAAAUGGAUUGUCAAAGAAAAGUUUAGUAACUCCAAUUCAUAACCUGUCAUUAGGUUAGCUGCAAGUUCUCUUUAUAAGAGAUUUCAUUAGUUUUGUAUGGACAAUAUUCAUUUCCAAUUAUUGGUGUCAGUUCUUCAACAGAUAAAAUCACUUUAUAAAUGUAUAGAAACAUGUAGGAUCUCUUAUGAAGGUCACUUUUAUAACUCUUGGCCAUUUAAAUUGGGCAAGUAAUAAUUAUUUUUACAUAGCAAAUUAGGCAUGUAGUAUUGUCAUUGAAAUUGUCAUUUGACGAGAGAUAGUUCCAUUUUUUGAAUGGAUGUAGAAGAAAUAUAGUGGGAAAUUAAUGUUAUUGAUGGGUUGUCUGCCUGUUGGGGUAGCCCCAAUUUAAUCACAUGAAACAUUUUGAGUGGCAUUAAGCCUUAAGGCAAUUAUCUGGCUACCUUAUCCAAGAAACUUUCCCAUGAAAUAUUGCAAUAUGUGAAUUAGAAUACAUCAAUAUUAAAAGUACAAGAAAAAUAUGUAAAAGAAAAAUUUUACUAUUUUAAUAAAAUAUGUCUCGACUUUUUAUUGAGUUUUUAUCUUCUCUCACACUGUAUGUGACCAAAAACAAUCCAAUGUAAGUCAUUCAUUAAAAUAAACAUAUUUCUCUUGCUUUCA
Xenia sp. Carnegie-2017 is the source of this 3636-nucleotide messenger RNA. RefSeq names its product ribonuclease ZC3H12A-like. The record is from RefSeq and is a predicted model, not a curated record. Gene Ontology annotation, molecular function: metal ion binding; RNA endonuclease activity; mRNA binding. Gene Ontology annotation, cellular component: cytoplasmic ribonucleoprotein granule; nucleus. NCBI's taxonomy places the organism in Eukaryota, Metazoa, Cnidaria, Anthozoa, Malacalcyonacea, Xeniidae.